AUGGAACAGCAACUCGAAUUGUCGUUCAGUUGCAAUGCACUUCCUAUAGAAACAAUCUCAGGUGUUCGAAUUAGCGUUUCUUUAUGCUCCAGCAGCAAAGAGAAUUUUCUUGAGAUCGGACAAACGGAAACAGUUAUUGGCAACACUAAUCCAGUUUUCAGUCGUCGCUGUUGUGUUUCAUACUGCUUUGAAAGUUCUCAGAAACUUCAAUGUGUAAUAAAUCAAGUUGAUGGAAAGAGCGAAAAGUUUAUUAGUAUGGUUGCAAAAGUGGAAUGUAUAUUAGGAGAGGUAAUUUCACGUGGUGGUUCCAUCGACCUGCAAUUAUUUCCAAAUGGAGGAAUAUCGUUUUUACGCUUGGAAACUCAUGAGGCGAAAUUGUCAGGUCAAGCUGUUCGUUUGCAGUUUAAAGGUCAUAGUUUACAUGCACCAUCAAAUGACUGCCCAUUAGACGCCUAUUUUGUGAUGUAUUUGGUUCCGGAAGACGCACCAAAAUUACUACUGCAUAAAAGUGAAGCGAUUGCCGAGAAAAAUCCUGUGUGGAAAACCUUUCUCAUUCCUAUUUCUCAUUUUUCAUUUGCGUCCGCCAGCUGCUCGAUUGAAAUUGAUGUUUAUAACUACAAUGUUAAUCGCGAGGACAAGUUGAUUGGAAAAUGUACGACAUCAUUUGAUCAGCUUAUGAGAGGAAUUGGCGCUUUAAACGCUUACAAAUUGUCAAGUAUUGAGGGCAAAAAGAAAAGGAACACUUCAGUGGAACUGGUGGACAUUCUUCAUGUUGCAUCAUCUUCAUUUAUUGAUUACCUUAAAGCAGGAACGCAGAUCCACUUCUCAGUAGCUGUAGAUUUUACAGCUUCGAACGGGAAUCCACUUGAUCCGUCAUCACUGCACUAUAUACAUCCACACAAAUUUAAUCCCUAUAUGACAGCCCUGAAUGCAGUUACAUCGGUAAUUGGGAAAUAUAACAGACAUGGACGGAUCGCUGCACUUGGUUUCGGAGCACAAAUACCCCCUGAUUAUAAAGUUUCACAUCUCUUUUUUCUGAAUGGUGAUGUCAAAGAUCCACAUGUUGACGGUAUUGAUGGUGUACUGAAUGCAUAUCGUUCUGCUUUACUGUCUCUCCGACCGUAUGCACCAACGGAUUAUUCAGAGGUCAUAUAUCAUACUUACAAGUUUGGAGCAGCGGUGCAACGCCAGGGAAGCAGUGAUCAUUAUUUUGUGUUACUUAUUGUGACAGAUGGAUGUGUGACAAAUCCGGAGCGAACGGUGAAUGCAAUCGUGGAUUGUGCAGAAUUACCUGUGUCGAUUGUCAUUGUUGGAGUUGGUAACCAAGACUUUUCUCCAAUGCAACGUUUACUUUCCCCAAUACUUAAAUCUUCUGAAGGCCGUUUAUUACGUCGUGAGGUUGUUACUUUUGUGCCUUAUACUGCUUCGAUGACCACUAAUGAGCUCGUUACUAAAUUGUUGUUAAAUGUACCACGGCAGUUUCUUACCUGGGCCAUGAUGCAUGGAAGGUUUGCACCAUCCAGAUAG
Messenger RNA from Brugia malayi, 1527 nucleotides. RefSeq lists its product as uncharacterized. The record is from RefSeq and is a predicted model, not a curated record. Gene Ontology annotation, cellular component: plasma membrane. Gene Ontology annotation, molecular function: calcium-dependent phospholipid binding. The coding region runs from base 1 to 1527 and encodes 508 amino acids. Lineage: Eukaryota; Metazoa; Nematoda; Chromadorea; Rhabditida; Onchocercidae. Gene Ontology annotation, biological process: cellular response to calcium ion. The transcript is spliced from 11 exons.